This is a messenger RNA of Cercospora beticola, 1926 nucleotides long. RefSeq lists its product as uncharacterized. NCBI's taxonomy places the organism in Eukaryota, Fungi, Ascomycota, Dothideomycetes, Mycosphaerellales, Mycosphaerellaceae. The record is from RefSeq and is a predicted model, not a curated record.
AUGCUACAACCUGUCACCGUAACCGGCGCAGCUUCCAGUCCGCGAAAGCUGCAGAAAGACCAUAACCCGCGACAUUCGUACCGAAAGAGCUUUCGAUAUGCUUCUCCGCGCUGCAGCUCCCUCUUGCACGGCAGCAGGAAUGAUAGCCAAAGCCCGCUCUGCUUUGAUGGGACGGGAGGGCCAGGACUGUAUUCAAAUAGGAGCAGCUUGAGCACAAACGGCUCCUCGAUUGGUGCUCAUCCGUCCACGACGCGCUCGCUGCGCGUGCAUACCAAAGGCGCGCUGCUGACCUCCGGGUUUCCCUAUCAUCCUGGCCUCUUUGACUUGAGAAUCCAUCGCAUCAUGUGGGAGAAGUUCACAAGCCAGAUUGUAGACAGCAUGAAAUUGUCUCCGGCAGAGCGUGCGAAGGUGUGGGCUGUCAGCACAGCGGCUGCGGUCGCUACACCCGACAACUACCUCGUCGCGCGCAACAAGAGCCAGCAAAUAUUAGAGGACAAGGUGAAAGAGGGGCUCAUUUCUACGGCACCGGCAAGUCUGGCAUCGAUCAUCCGGGAGUGGAAUGAGGGAUAUUUUGCGGAGCGAGGACUGCUCGCUCGUCUUGAGCUCACCGAUGCUCCGCCGCCGGCUCAGCGAGGUGGACUUAUACCUCAGGAAGUGUACCUGAGACGAGUUCAGGCCGAACGCAAAUUCUCCAUUGUUGUCACUCGACAAUGGGAGCCUGAAGAUGUCCCACUCGAAGUUCUGAGAAGCUCCAGCCCAGCGAGCUGCUCUAGUCUAAAGCAUUCGGAUCACGGCACACCGGUCGAAAGUGCGUGUUCACCUCAUAUUACAGCAUUCAAGCCGUUACCGGAGUUCCCACUAGGAUCUGAUCCUUUACUCGACGUGGCGGCAGAACUAAGCCAUUUGACUUGCUACCCAUCUCCAGAACCUCCGCAGGCGAGUCAAUUCGCGGAGUUGGAGGGAGAUGUAGAGCUCGAAACGCACGUUGAAGAAAUCCCUCUGCCGUCGCAGUCUGGCUCAGAUGAACAUUCUGGCUUGGGCGUUCGCAAAACUCAUGUUCAACACGUCGAGAAGCCAGAGACUCAGGACCAGGCUCUGGCGGAAGUCUUAACAACGUUGGAUGCUACAAUCUCGCAUGAAAGACAGCAUGCUAACAAGGCAACCAUGAAUGGAUGUUUCCAUGGCAACCGGACGGCCAAGUCUGAGUCUGUAUCUGCAGGUCACGAACAGCUCUCGCGCGACUCAAGUGUUAUUGACUGCAGCCCCGAUGCAGCAGUUGCUGGGGAGAAAUAUCAUGAUCCGUGGAAGACGCAUCCUGCACAUCGAAGCCUGGUCGACAACAAUGCCGGGACCAACCGGUCUUCCAUUGAGGUGAUGGUUGUAGAAGACACUGGCGAACAUGUGCUUGCGCACGGACAUCAUCAAGAGGCCACUAGUUGGAGCAACAAUUGGCCACUUGACCUCGACGGCUAUUCGGGCGAAAUUGGAUGCAAGCAUUAUGAUCAGCCAGCCUGGGACGUUUGGCACGGCAAGCCCAACUGGCCGCUUGAGGAGUCCAUCCCGCCAUCACUCUUACCCCACAAUGCUCCGGCGAGCUGUAUACCGGUUGUCACGGAGAGUAGAUCCAUACACUCCCGAAGCGACCAGCCGCCCCGUGGGCCUGCACCUCGUAUCACGGAUGGCGACCCUAGACUUACGUCUGAAACCGCUCGAAAGGACAGGCCUUCGAAGAUUCCCCAACGGACUAGGCGCAAGGUAAGCGUCCUACCUGCCCUGGAAGUACAGCACGCGAAACCCGAGACCUUUGCUAAGCCGAUGAGAAGUCCGAGCGCUUCAUUCUUUCUGCCUCUCGAUAUGAAGGCCAUCAGUACUUCUUUGGACUUUGACACUAGGCUCAGAGCGAGGGAUUUGGCGAUAAUGCUCUAG